Messenger RNA from Odobenus rosmarus divergens (Pacific walrus), 1836 nucleotides. It is a transcript of the gene SMAD7, whose product is annotated as SMAD family member 7. The transcript has 4 exons. Lineage: Eukaryota; Metazoa; Chordata; Mammalia; Carnivora; Odobenidae. The record is from RefSeq and is a predicted model, not a curated record. Gene Ontology annotation, cellular component: heteromeric SMAD protein complex. Gene Ontology annotation, molecular function: I-SMAD binding; transcription regulator inhibitor activity. Bases 151 to 1455 code for a protein of 434 amino acids. Gene Ontology annotation, biological process: anatomical structure morphogenesis; cell differentiation; transforming growth factor beta receptor signaling pathway.
GGCCGCCGCCGCUCCUGCCCGGGCCCCUGCUGCUGCUGCUGUCGCCUGCGCCUGCUGCCCCAACUCGGCGCCCGACUUCUUCAUGGUGUGCGGAGGUCAUGUUCGCUCCUUAGCCGGCAAACGACUUUUCUCCUCGCCUCCUCGCCCCGCAUGUUCAGGACCAAACGAUCUGCGCUCGUCCGGCGUCUCUGGAGGAGCCGUGCGCCCGGCGGCGAGGACGAGGAGGAGGGCGCGGGGGGAGGCGGAGGAGGAGGCGAGCUGCGGGGAGAAGGGGCGACGGACGGCCGGGCGCAUGGGGCCGGUGGCGGCGGCUCGGGCAGGGCUGGCUGCUGCCUGGGCAAGGCGGUCCGAGGUGCCAAAGGUCACCACCAUCCCCACCCCCCAGCCACGGGCGCCGGCGCGGCCGGGGGCGCCGAGGCGGAUCUGAAGGCGCUCACGCACUCGGUGCUCAAGAAACUGAAGGAACGGCAGUUGGAGCUGCUGCUCCAGGCCGUGGAGUCCCGCGGCGGUACGCGCACCGCGUGCCUCCUGCUGCCCGGCCGCCUGGACUGCAGGCUGGGCCUGGGGGCGCCCGCCGGCUCGCAGCCCGCGCAGCCGCCCUCGUCCUACUCGCUCCCCCUCCUGCUGUGCAAAGUGUUCAGGUGGCCGGAUCUCAGGCAUUCCUCGGAAGUCAAGAGGCUGUGUUGCUGUGAAUCUUACGGGAAGAUCAACCCCGAGCUGGUGUGCUGCAACCCCCAUCACCUUAGCCGACUCUGCGAACUAGGUAAGAAGUUGUUCCGCGCUCACCCGUCUCCCCCUCCUCCUUACUCCAGAUACCCGAUGGAUUUUCUCAAACCAACUGCAGACUGUCCAGAUGCUGUGCCUUCCUCCGCUGAAACAGGGGGAACGAAUUAUCUGGCCCCUGGGGGGCUUUCAGAUUCCCAACUUCUUCUAGAGCCUGGGGAUCGGUCACACUGGUGCGUGGUGGCAUACUGGGAGGAGAAGACGAGAGUGGGGAGGCUCUACUGUGUCCAGGAGCCCUCCCUGGAUAUCUUCUAUGAUCUACCUCAGGGGAAUGGCUUUUGCCUCGGACAGCUCAAUUCGGACAACAAGAGUCAGCUGGUGCAGAAGGUGCGGAGCAAAAUCGGCUGCGGCAUCCAGCUCACGCGGGAGGUGGACGGCGUGUGGGUAUACAACCGCAGCAGUUACCCCAUCUUCAUCAAGUCAGCCACACUGGACAACCCGGACUCCAGGACGCUGUUGGUACACAAAGUGUUCCCCGGUUUCUCCAUCAAGGCUUUUGACUACGAGAAAGCAUACAGCCUGCGGCGGCCCAACGACCACGAGUUCAUGCAGCAACCGUGGACUGGCUUCACCGUGCAGAUCAGCUUCGUGAAGGGCUGGGGCCAGUGCUACACCCGCCAGUUCAUCAGCAGCUGCCCGUGCUGGCUGGAGGUCAUCUUCAACAGCCGGUAGCCCCACGGGGAGAGGAUGGGGCGGGAGCCGAGCCGGCCCAGUCCAAACUACUUUGCUGCUAAUACUUUCCUCCCGAGUGCUUGCUUUUCACGCAGACUCCUUGGUCAUCGUGUGUAGUUGUUGUUUCCCCCCCCCCUUCUUGUUCUUGUUUAUGUUCUUUUUUGUUCUUUGAGAAAUAGCUUAUGAAAAGAAUAGUCGGGGGUUUUUUGGGGGGGGUGGCGGGGUAUGGCUGGUAGAACACCCCAGUAGGAAAAGGGGAAGCAAGAAUCUGUACCACCAAACACACAAGGAUGGGGGGCAGGCCCUCACUUUGGGGUCCUCAAUUCCCUUGUCGGGGCGGGUGCGCGUGCGAGUGCGCCUGCGUCUGCGCAUGCGCGUUUG